This is a messenger RNA of Seriola aureovittata, 5157 nucleotides long. Its product is annotated as beta-1,4-galactosyltransferase 3. Gene Ontology annotation, biological process: carbohydrate metabolic process. The transcript is spliced from 7 exons. NCBI's taxonomy places the organism in Eukaryota, Metazoa, Chordata, Actinopteri, Carangiformes, Carangidae. Bases 1191 to 2393 code for a protein of 400 amino acids. Gene Ontology annotation, molecular function: glycosyltransferase activity. The record is from RefSeq and is a predicted model, not a curated record.
CUCAUUCGUUCUUCAAGACUACCACACAUCACGUCGUCCACACAGCCUCAACUUCAAAACAUAUCGGAAAUACGGAGGAAGAGGGGUAUGGCUGGGAAUAUCGACGGCUAACAGCCACUUAACAUGCCAAGGAGUAAAAUCAUCCUCUCUGAGCCGUGCGGGACUGAUUGGUCCAGGUCCUGUCCAUCCAGUGAAUCUAGUGGCUGUUGGGCCUGUGAGCUGAUUGAGGGGUCUCUGAGCUGUGGAUUGCAUCAUUAUUGAACAAUAGCAGUGGGAAUCAAAGCUCUCCCUCCUCUUCCUCCACCUCCUCCCCCAUUUAUUUUUCUCUCAGCCUGACUCUCCAGUGAAAUCCUCCCCCUAACAAAACACAGUCACCCACACACAUGCAAAUGUCUGACCACUCCUCCCACGCUGGUCAUGGUCCACUCCCCCGUCUCUCCAGUCAGUCAGGCAGUGAGUCCAUGGAUGCAGAGUAAUCCUCUGUAAAGUAUAGGACCUAUACGUUUGCAUAUGUUCCCUUUUGUCAUGGCGGUUGUUGUUGUUGCAGAGGCCUCCCUCAGGAGGGAACAUGAGGGAGAACAGAAGGCAGCAUAAAGCUCACAAAGGGAGGAAGAGAAAAAGCGAGAGAGUGAGUGAGAGACACUGACUCUGCCAUCUAUUUGACCGGAGGAGAAUGAGCUUCACAGAGCAAUGGAUGGAAUUCAGUGGUGGUGAAACUACAUGAUGUGGGACUGGUAUUACUGUCCCACGCCAAUCAGGAAUUGGACCAACAGUCAAUUUUGGAGAUAUCUGCCACAUAGAGUUUUGGAAUUUUAAUAUUUUGGAAUAUUUUUCUGCUUUGCCUCUCCUUGGUGGUCUCUUUACAUUACAGCCUACCAAAAGUGCCUUUUUUGUGUUACUAUUUUUUUUUUCUCAUCUUUUUUCAUAUUCCAAUUCCAUAUUUCCACAAACUAUUGCUAGUAACUUUACAUACAGUAACCAUCACAUUAAAUGUGCAUUGCAAUAUUUCAACACUAGCCUCCAUCAAAACACACUUGACAAUCAUCACCUUACUGAAUUUUAUUUCUGCUCGGGGUGAGCGUAUUUAACCUCGGUGUCAAAGUACUGAGAGUCAGGUUACUCAAGACUAGUGUGACUUUCUUCACUGCCUCCUGUGGAUCUCUGUUUUUUGACGACAUAGAGCUGUCGCCAUGGUCGCUUUCCAAUCCAAAUGGCGCUACCUUUUCAUGUUUCUGGGUAUCCAGCUGGUGGUCAUGGCGCUGCUCUCCCGAGAGGGAUAUCAGAAGAGGGUCACCUACUUCAUCCGCAUCUUCCGCAAGCCUGACGGCACUGGUUUUUCAGGCCGCAAUCACACAGCAACCGGCAUCACUGGAGGGGACGUAUAUGCCAACCUCUCCCACCUAUCCAAAGCUCAUAGCCAUCGAGACGACAUGCCCUACUGCCCUAAGACGUCCCCUUUUGUAGGUGGGCCACUCCAUGUCAGCUUUCCAUCAGGGCUCACCCUAGCAGAGGUUCAAAGGAAAAAUCCACUUGUGGUACGUGGAGGACGCUACAGGCCACCUGACUGUGAGGCCAGGCACCGAACAGCCAUCGUCAUUCCCCACAGACACAGAGAACACCACUUAAAGUUCCUGCUUUACUACCUACAUCCGUUUCUGCAGCGCCAGCAGCUCAACUAUGGAAUUUACGUGAUUCAUCAGGCUGGAAACUACACUUUUAACAGAGCCAAGCUGAUGAAUGCGGGUUUCCGGGAGGCCAUGAGAGAGGAAGACUGGGACUGUCUCUUCUUCCAUGAUGUGGACCUCAUUCCAGAGGACGAUCGCAACACAUACGUCUGUGACUCCAACCCUAAGCACGCAGCCAUUGCCAUGGACAAGUUUGGCUACAAGCUUCCGUACAAGAUGUACUUUGGAGGAGUGUCAGCUCUGUCACCACUGCACUACCUCAAAAUGAAUGGCUUUCCCAACAACUACUGGGGCUGGGGAGGAGAGGACGAUGAUAUUGGAGUCAGGGUGUCUCUGGCAGGGAUGUAUAUCACUCGGCCAUCACUGAAGGUUGGCCGUUACAAGAUGAUUAAACACAAGCUGGACAAAGGAAAUGAUGUGAACCCAAAGAGGUUCAACAUGCUGGCCAAGACACGUCAAACCUGGAAGAUGGAUGGGAUGAACACGGCUGAAUACGAGAUAAUCUCAAGGCAAUAUCUGCCCCUCUACACCAACAUCACUGUCUACAUCGGCACUGAGGCCGGUCUACAUCCCCCAACACCACCUCCUCCUCCUGCCAAAGCUGCAGGCAAACCUGCUGCCGAAGUCCCAAUAAAGGGCCCAGCCAACCCCCCUGCCAAAAUGAAAAAGGGCCUCUCAGAGAAAGAGUCUGCCCUGAACAACCACUAAUCAUGUCUCUCUUUGCCAUUACUUCAAUAGGAUAAUAGGAUGCUGUAGGAUGGUGUGUUUUCCUCUCACUGGCCUGGAGUUUUUCGCUAAUUUUCGCUCAGAUUUUUCGUCUGUUUGUGGAGGACUUAGUUUGUGGAGAAACAACAUCAAGUUGCCCGCAGACAGUCAGGCAGCCAUUUCUGUGAUAAACACACCUGGUUUAUUAAAACAAUAGACAUGACUUUAUCAACCCUUAGGUGGCGUUCCACCUUGGUUCCUACGAUCCUGUGAUAUCACUGAUUAUUCUUCCAAGGGAGCCACAGCAAAGAGAGAAGGCUAAAAGUUGGACUCUAUGAGUUUAUAUAUCUACAGCACUGUGGUCGCUGGUUAAACCUUGUGAUGCCUUAGAAUCUUGUUUUCUUUUUUGUCUCUUCAUUUGUAAUUUACAUGAUUUAGAAUACUGGGCCUAAUGGAGCAGUACCUGCAAUUCCCAGCAGUCACACUGUGCCAUGAAAGAGUUGGACUAAUUUUUUUUUUUUUUGUCUCAAAACCAAUGAAUACAUGAAUGAAAGUGUGUUUCCAAGUGCGUAAAGCUGCUACAGUGAGUACUAAAUGAAAGAACUUGUAUUACUGGUAUCCCUAUUACCGCUUUUGACACAACAGUGCACAUAUCCAUGUAUCUGUCUGCAAAUUUCUGGGCCCUGGUUUAGAAAGGGUUCCUAAACAGAGACGCUGCUCUACUUCAGUAUGGCUUGUACAUGAAAAUAUAGGCUAAAGAUCUCAUGUUUUUAAAGCUAUGGAUGCUGCACACAUAAUUUUGCCUUUUGUCAUAUUCAGUAGGAUUGAACGAAGUGGAAAACAUUUUUGGUUCUGUACACCAAGGCCAAGGUACAGUUCUGUGUAGUUUUUAUCUUGGCAGUAGUCGGUGCAUUCAUUUCAGCCUUUCAGAUCAUUUACUUAUAUUUCAGCAUAUCAUUUUUUUGUGUGUUUUUGUGUAUUUGCCUUCUUAAAUUUUUUUUUUAGAACCGUCUUGGUGACGGUGAUCAGUCCUCUGCCUUCAGAUGAGCUUGUGAUUCACAUCCUAAUGGAGUCUAUUUGUGUCACAUUUUUUUUAAUAUAUAUAUAUAUGUUGAUUAUGUCGUGUGUACUCUACAGCCUCUUAUGUAAAUGUGUCCCUCAAAAGUGCUGGCUUUCUCCCUCAACACUUCAUAUGCCGUGAAUCGUGAUAAUGUACUAAUUUCUGCCACCCUCCUUCCCUUUUAACUACACAAAUCUUUGAAAAAUGAAAUGACCCCCCCCAAAAAAAUAGCUUCUAUAGUGUCUGCAGAUCAGGGUCCAGGAGUGGAGAUUGGUAAAUUUCAAGUUGCAGUAGUCAAAUUUAUUAAUCUAGACCAAUGAGUUAGUUCAGUAAUUUGAGCCCAAAGCACAACAGGACAAAUCUGUGAUCACUGUUGAUGUGGGAAGGAAAGUCACGAGAGCAUUUUGAAUUUUCAUGUUUCAACUUUAGUUCAGUAGAAUGAUUAUGGUUUGAGAAAAUACUGUGACAUCUGGAACUGAUUUCAUAAGUUGAAAAGCCAUAGAAUAAUCUCUAAAUACAUUGUUGACAUAUUGACCAUGUGACAGUGAAAUUUUAAUGAAAAUUGGAGUGUGAAUUAUAUCACGGGUAUCUUUAGCAUUAUUUAAAGGUUACAGUUUGGCUUGCUAAUACAUGGAAGCAAACUGUGUUUCUUUACUCUUUUCAUUCUUUCCAUCUUUCUAUUUCAGACACAUGAAAACAAUUGGUAGUUUGGUGUAACCGCAGUCCCGUGACGUCAAUAUUGACCCAGCGCCCCACAAUGAGACUCCAGUCGUCAAACCAGUCGUUUGACUGCAUGUGGACUCUCCACCCUCCUUGUCUCUUCUCUCCACACUGAGAGACUCGAUUGUUUACAACAAAAAAUCAGUCCCUUUAUCCAGUGACCGCGGCUACACUGACAGGUGAACAGGCUGAAACCAAAGAUGACCGAAAUGGAAAGCUGUGAUGAUGGAAAGAAAAAAAAAUGUGUGUAUACAGUACACUCCAUAUAUUUUUCUUCAAACACUAUAAAGAAAACUUCCUUUUAUCUUCAUGUUAUUGUGGUAUCAGGCUGCAGAAGUGAAUGGACGAGGUCUGAGAGUGGUUGCCUGUGAGUUUUUUCAUUUUCAUGUGAAUUCGUAUUCAGCUCAUAUGGCCUCAGCAACACAUGCAAUACUAGUAUUUCAACACUUGGGCACCAAUACAAUAGUAUCUUUAUCUCAAGACUAAAUAUGCAUGGCAAACAACCUAUAUGUAAGGGAAUGGGAAUAUACUGAGCACAUUCAUAUGAUUCAUAUCAGUGCUCACCUAGACAAUUUGAAGCAUGCUGAAGUGUCUAUUUGUGAACCAGAAACUCUUGUUGACUUUUUAUGUUAAUUUCCAUUUGCUGUGUGGAGUUCCCCUGCUGUUGUGAGAAAUUAGAGGAUAAGAAAAGGGCAUUUGUGUACACAGGAAGCUUUUGUUUCCACAGUCACGAUGACGAGUUUCCGUCGUUUACUGUGUAACACUUGACCUAAUGGUUAUUUUGUUUUAAAGGUUUGUUAUGUUUAAUUUGAUUUGACUCCAUUUUGAUGUGGCUAAGCUCAGCAACAAUAGAAAGCAGUUAUCACAGGGUAGUACUGAAGCAACCAAGGGCAAAGUGACUUUGUGAGUCAUUUCUGCGCUCUUUAUGAAUUCUGCACAGUCCAGAGUGGCCUUAAAUUCAUUAAUAAACUGAUUAUUCAAAAGAAA